Messenger RNA from Saccostrea echinata, 1504 nucleotides. RefSeq names its product proteasome activator complex subunit 3-like. Bases 102 to 872 code for a protein of 256 amino acids. Gene Ontology annotation, molecular function: endopeptidase activator activity. The transcript has 10 exons. The record is from RefSeq and is a predicted model, not a curated record. Gene Ontology annotation, cellular component: proteasome activator complex; cytoplasm; nucleoplasm. NCBI's taxonomy places the organism in Eukaryota, Metazoa, Mollusca, Bivalvia, Ostreida, Ostreidae. Gene Ontology annotation, biological process: regulation of proteasomal protein catabolic process; regulation of G1/S transition of mitotic cell cycle; positive regulation of endopeptidase activity.
GAUUUUGAAGAACAUAAAUAGUCAUACUCUUCAAGUUCAAGGCCGAGGCAGAUAAAGCCACAUUGAAUUUUGGCGCUACAUCCACAUAUUAUCUUCCAAAGAUGUCAAAGAAAGGAAAUAAAGAUUCCCAAAGAUCGGAUACGCUACAAAAGGUUAAAGAGUUCAAGGACAACUUUAAAAAGGAGGGUGAUCACUUAGUUCAGGAUGUGUUUCCAGCCAAAAUUUUAGAAUUAGAAGAGCUGUAUCAGAGCAUGACAAAGUCUCGCCUAGCAGAUAUACAUGUGGACCUUAAUAUUCCUUGCCCAGAUCCAAUCCUAUAUACAAACAAUGUUUCAGGAGAUGAGCCUGCAGGCAAAAAAAGGAAAUUUGAAAAUGACGACCAUAAUGAUGUCUCUGGUACAAAGGUCAUGGUGUUACCCAAUGGUCCAGCCCCAUGUAAUAAGAAGCUAGUGGUUAUAGCAGAGAAGUUAAAACCAUUAAUUCGAGACCUGAUGGAUCAUACAAAUAUGCUGAAGAUGUGGAUUGCAUUUCUGAUUCCAAAAAUAGAAGAUGGAAAUAAUUUUGGUGUGUCAGUUCAGGAGGAAACAAUGGGAGAGGCCAGACAGGUAGAGACUGAGGCAGCUUCUUACCUGGACCAGGUGUCCAGAUACUUUAUCUCACGGGCCAAACUCAUCUCUAAGGUGGCCAAAUACCCACACAUUGAUGACUACAGACAAGCAGUGAGGGAAUUAGAUGAAAAAGAAUACGUCAGUCUACGCCUCAUCUGUUGUGAAGUCAGGAACCACUACGCAAGCCUCCAUGACCUGGUGUUGAAGAAUAUCGACAAAAUCAAGAAACCAAGGUCAGCAAAUGCUGACAGUCUCAUUUACUGAUGACAAUUAACAGUUUAAUUAAUAAAUUAUACACAUUUAAUAUUUGUGACAUAAAAAAAGCCAAGAGCAUUUUAUCAAGGAAACAUCAAUAUUACCAAAAAUAUAGAAAUUGGAUGAACAUAGCAUGGAGCCCUGUAAAAACAGGAUAUGCAAUGUAACAUUGUAUUGUUUGGUGCUAAAAAUAUCAGCAAUUAAAGAAAAUGUUGAUUAGGAAUAUGAAAUGUCAGAAAAUUGGGAUUAUUGUAGAAGUAAAUACCAUGCAGUUCUUCUUUCUCAGUUGUUGGGUAUAUAGGAAUCAUCCCAUUCCACCUCUGUUAUAUUGUCAUUAAAUUGUGGAAAAUAUGUAUGAUAGAAUACCUGUUUGAUGAUUGUAAUUGUUUUAAAUUCAUUGCUUUUACAAUGCUGGUAGUUUUUAUUUUCUACUUUUUCUCUGUUUAAAACUUCAUUGAUUUUUUGUAAACUACUUUUUCUGAUCUUCAUAUAUCAAUCAAAGAAUUUUCCUUACAAACCAGAGGGUUGAGUAAUGCAAUUGGAUAUUGAUUACAUGUAUUUGUUUUAUCAAAUGUAGCACCACCAGUAUUUGCUUAUAAAUCUUUGAUUGAAUAAGGUAUUAAUAAUUUGGGGGGGGGGGU